Molecule: messenger RNA, 1011 nt
Organism: Micromonas commoda
Lineage: Eukaryota; Viridiplantae; Chlorophyta; Mamiellophyceae; Mamiellales; Mamiellaceae
Exons: 1
Coding region: 37-792 (251 amino acids)
Source: RefSeq, a predicted model, not a curated record
CUCGCGAAGAAACACGAUCACCCGCCGCCCCCGGAGAUGGUCCUGAAGCACUGCGACACCAUGAAACCCGAGGAUUUCAUCGCCCGCCAGCUGCGGUGGACGCGGGAUCCCAUGCAGAUGCGGCGGUACAACGAGGAGCGCGUCGAGAUCUUCGAGGAUAUCGUGAAAGAGAGCGGCGCCGUCGACGAACUUCAGCCCGGCGUCGAGCGAUUCCUGGAGCUGCUCCAGCGCGCCAACGUGCCGAUGGCGGUCAUGGACGGCAAGAAGCGGUUCUCCCAGCUGUGCGUCACGCUCGAUGACCUGGGGGUGGCGCGGUACUUCGAAAACUCGGACUCGCCCACCGGAGAGCCCAACGUGGUGUCGGGCGAGGACGUCAGCGACUGGCUUCCCGAUCCCCUACCCAUCGAGCGCGCGUGCACCGCGAUGGGUCGGACCACGAAGCGGUGCGUCGUGUUCGGGAACAACACGACCGUGACGGAGGCGUGCAUGGAGUGCGGCGCCAAGAGCGUGCUCCUCCUCGGCAGGCAGCCGCGGUACGAGCUGCAGGGGGCGGACACGGUGGUGGAGCGGCUCACGGAUCUGUCCAUCGAGAAUCUCAAGCGUCUGUUUACCGAGGAGACGAGCGACGCGGCGGAGCCAGAGCGCGAGAAGGUGGAGAUAUUCCCGUCCAAGUUUACCGCCCCGGUCGUCGCGGAGAGGCCGCGGUGGGAACCCGAGGCGAAAAGCGACGACGCGGGCGGAAAGGAGCCGCCGGAUUACCUGAGGCGGCGGCGCCGGCGGCCGGACAACUGAGACGUUGCGUCCGUCGUUUCGUUUGCGUUUGACGUCGAGCCCCGCCGCGCGCCGACCGACCGGCGCUGCGCACUGUACCACCACCACCACCGUUGCCGAGACAUCCGCCGCCGCGGACGACACGCGUCGCCGAAAGCGGGCGUCGCCGAGUGUAUGACCAGUUACAACCGUUUGCUUCUCUUACGAAUAUUGAAAUUACGCAUUUUUUCGUCGAUCAUC